This is a messenger RNA of Rotaria sordida, 867 nucleotides long. NCBI's taxonomy places the organism in Eukaryota, Metazoa, Rotifera, Eurotatoria, Philodinida, Philodinidae. The record is from the annotation of a GenBank genome assembly.
AUGAUUAUUUUGCUCUUCAAUCAAGCACCUGAAAUAAUAGAAGCAAUUAUUUUCUUGAAAUUGCCAAUUCAUUUUCAGGGUCCAGUCGAUUUAACACCAGUUACAGUACCACAAUAUUUAGCUAUUUAUUAUGGAUGGCCAUCUUUAGUUGAAAACAGUCUAGGUGAUGUGACAGCAGCUAGUAAUUGGUUUGCACAAUUUGAUUUAAUCGUUCUUGGUGAUGGACUCUGGAAGACUACACACGGUGAUCAUUCGAAAACACAAACUAUUAUUACAAAUUUGAUUGCUCGUAAUAAAAAAGGUAUAUUUUGGGAUGAUGCUGGUUUUGAUUAUGGUGCGACACGACAACGUCAAUCGAAUAUGAUUCAAUAUUGUCAUUCAAAAAAUAUGAAUGUUAUUAUGAAUGCAUGGAAUCCUGAUGAUGUAUUUAGUGGAUCUAAUGUUCAACUUAAUUCAAAUGAUAUUUAUUUACUUGAAUCUUAUUUAGUCUCUAAUGGAACAUAUCUUUCAUUACCAGCUUGGAAAGAAAAAGCUGAUAAAUGUGCUAAUUAUAAAAAUCAUUCAGGUGUUAAAAUGGCAUGUUUAUCAACACCAACUACACAUGAUCAAUUUCUACAAGCAUGGUUUGGUACAGCUAUGUAUAAUUUUGAUUAUUUUCAAGCAACAGAUAUAACAUAUAGUGCUAGUAAUAAUAGACUAGCAUUUACGGUCAAUCCAAGUUCGUCUUAUGGAAGUAAUUGGCAAAAUGAUACAAUAACAUCGAAUGCAGCUAAUACGUAUUUUUCACGUUCAACAGAAUCGUGGACAUUGAGUAUAUCUGGUGAUGGAGCAUCAUGGGGUUAUGGCACAUUUACUAGUGUCGGAUAA